AGUGUGCAGAGAGAGAGGGAGGAUGAAGGAGGAGGCGCCACAACUUGGAGGAGACGGAAAGAGCAUCGACUGUGAGGGGGGGAAAGAGGUGAGAAAGUGCGGGCACAGACAGGAGCUGUUGCCCUUCAGUCGGAGGGCUAUCUGGAGCUCAAACAAACAGCGACUCCUCCGCACUGACCUCCCCCGAGGGACGCGCCGCGCUCUCCGGGCAGCGGUCAUGGCCACGCCGGAGGGCUGCCGCUGUCGGGCUGCCAGCGUCCGAAACAACAACAACAACAGCAGCAUUCUCUACAGCAUUUUGAAGAGCGACCGGGAAGAAGGAGAAGAAGAAACGCUCCACAACUUACUUCACAGGACCGCCUGUUCCGGGCCGGCCUGGCAGCAGGAGCCUCCCCGGCAGCAGCAGCAGCAGCAGCAGCAGCAGCAGCAGGCGUGUUCGUGCGGGGCGACGCGGCGCCGGGGGGUCCUCCGCUCCCCGCACGUUACGUGCAAAGCCGCGUCCGCCAUCCUGGUCAAGACGCUCCGCUUCGUCAAGAACGUCCCCUGCUUCCGGGAGCUGCCGGAGGAUGAGCAGGUGGUCCUGAUCCGGAGCGGCUGGGCGCCCCUGCUGGUGCUCGGCCUGGCGCAGGACCGCGUGGACUUCGAGACCGCGGAGACGCUGGAGCCCAGCAUGCUGCAGCGGAUCCUCACCGGGGAAAAGUCCAGUCCGGGGACGGCCCAGAGCGAGGCGGCGGUGGUGGCGGCCGGCCCGAGCCGAGGCGGAGGCGUGUCGGUGGCGGACAUCGAGGCCAUUAAAGGCUUCCUGAAGAAGUGCUGGAGCGUGGACAUCAGCACCAAGGAGUACGCCUACCUGAAGGGAGCGGUGCUCUUCAAUCCGGAUCUAGAGGGUCUCCGCUGUUUCCCGUACAUCCAGUCCCUGCGUCGCGAGGCCCACCAGGCCCUCAACGAGCACAUCAGGCUGAUCCACCGCGAGGACACCACGCGCUUCGCCAAGCUGCUCAUCGCCUUGUCCAUGCUGCAGUCCAUCAGCCCCUCGGUGGUGGCCCAGCUCUUCUUCAAGCCCAUCAUCGGCAGCGUCAACAUCGAGGAAGUCCUCAUGGAGAUGUUCUACGGGAAGUAGUAAGGACCGAGACCCUCCAGCUGUCGGAGUGGCUCCCAUUGUUGGAAAGGAAGGGCUGAAUUCGAAAAGGGGACUUUGAGAAAAAAAAAAAGGAAUAAUUGACACAAGCUGUAGUGAAUGUUAAAAAAGUAGAAGCAGCUUAACUUAUUUGUUUUAUAUAAACUAUUUUUCUAAAAUGUC
Molecule: messenger RNA, 1300 nt
Organism: Nerophis ophidion (straightnose pipefish)
Lineage: Eukaryota; Metazoa; Chordata; Actinopteri; Syngnathiformes; Syngnathidae
Gene: nr0b1
Product: nuclear receptor subfamily 0, group B, member 1
Exons: 2
Coding region: 23-1120 (365 amino acids)
Biological process (GO): negative regulation of transcription by RNA polymerase II
Cellular component (GO): nucleus; cytoplasm
Molecular function (GO): transcription factor binding; transcription corepressor activity
Source: RefSeq, a predicted model, not a curated record